Molecule: messenger RNA, 1128 nt
Organism: Ixodes scapularis (black-legged tick)
Lineage: Eukaryota; Metazoa; Arthropoda; Arachnida; Ixodida; Ixodidae
Product: glyoxylate reductase/hydroxypyruvate reductase-like
Exons: 9
Coding region: 1-987 (328 amino acids)
Cellular component (GO): cytosol
Molecular function (GO): hydroxypyruvate reductase [NAD(P)H] activity; glyoxylate reductase (NADPH) activity; hydroxypyruvate reductase (NADH) activity
Source: RefSeq, a predicted model, not a curated record
AUGGCCUCGAGUAGGCCCACCGUAUUCGUCAGCAGGAAUGACGUGCCACACGAAGCCAUUGACCUCUUGAAGAAAACGUGUAACUUAAAAGUAGUUCACUGCAUGGAAAAUAAUUGGAAAGAACUAUGGACGCAACACGUCAACGGGAUGAAUGCCCUCUACAUACAGAGCUACGAAAAAAUUGACGCAGAAACGCUGAACCUAGUAGGUCCAAGUUUGCAAGUAGUGUCCACGCUGUCCGCAGGUCACGAACACAUCGACAGAGACGAGUGUCGCAAGAGGAAUGUUCACGUGGGCAACACUCCGCAUGUACAGGACGACGCAGUCGCUGAAUUUGCGGUGGCACUGACUCUUGCAGCUUCCAGACGAAUGUUCGAAGGCGCCAACGCCAUACUCGCGGGAGAUUGGACUCUGGAAAAUUGGGGUAUCUGCUGGAUGCUUGGCCCGGAGCUGGUAGGAAAAGUCGUUGGCAUUGUGGGCCUGGGUGGAAUCGGUCUGGAAAUCGUCAACCGGUUACGGGCCUUCAAGGUCCGAAGCUUCUUGUACUACAACAGGCGUCCCAGAAUGGAUCCGCUGCCGCACGACAUCCAGUACAGCUCCCUCAAGCAUCUGCUGGUGAACAGCGACAUCGUGAUCGCCAGCUGCCCGCUGAAUCCGGAGUCUCGGCACAUGUUCAACGAGAAAACUUUCAGGCAGAUGAAGCCCACGUCUAUAUUCGUCAACGUCAGCAGGGGCGAAAUCGUGGACCAGGACGCCCUCUACGAGGCCCUCAAGAACAACGUCAUCGCCUUUGCUGCGACGGACACAACGACGCCCGAGCCUCUGCCCUAUAGCCAUCCUCUUUUGACACUCAAAAACUGCAUUGUGACACCCCACAUGGCUGCAGAUAGCAAGGAAACCAAAGUUAAAACAGCCCUCAUGUGUGCCGAAAACAUCCUUGCGGUCCUCGAAGACAAGUACAGAAGAAACACAUCCCUACUCUGCUAACCAAGGCCCGAAAGAAAAUGUCAAAACAGACAAAAUUAUUAGCCAGUGGCAACACAGUAGCUGGUGAAAUAAAUAUAGGGAAUCGUGACAAGUCCAUGCAAGCCUGAUAUCCGAGUUUACACUGACAGGGCAUUUACGCUC